AUGAGGAGGAGAUCGACAUUCAAGAACAACGAAGGAACUCCUCAUGUUGAGCGUAGCCGUGCCGCACAUCAAAAUCGAUCGACGGAGCAGGUGCCCAAGCUCGCCGCAAUUGCACAAGCAAUAGAGGAACAGCUUCCGUCGCAGUCGUGCGAGUGUACCUACAACCAAUGGUCCCAUCGAGAGGCCGUCCUAGAAUUCGGGAGUGCAGGAGAAUCAACCAUCCGAUGA
Dovyalis caffra is the source of this 228-nucleotide messenger RNA. The record is from the annotation of a GenBank genome assembly. NCBI's taxonomy places the organism in Eukaryota, Viridiplantae, Streptophyta, Magnoliopsida, Malpighiales, Salicaceae.